This is a messenger RNA of Sceloporus undulatus (fence lizard), 1424 nucleotides long. It is a transcript of the gene CHCHD4, whose product is annotated as coiled-coil-helix-coiled-coil-helix domain containing 4. Gene Ontology annotation, cellular component: mitochondrial intermembrane space. Gene Ontology annotation, molecular function: protein-disulfide reductase activity. The record is from RefSeq and is a predicted model, not a curated record. Bases 192 to 602 code for a protein of 136 amino acids. Gene Ontology annotation, biological process: protein import into mitochondrial intermembrane space. NCBI's taxonomy places the organism in Eukaryota, Metazoa, Chordata, Lepidosauria, Squamata, Phrynosomatidae. The transcript has 3 exons.
AGCUCCUACGUCGGUCGCACUUUAGAUAAACGCAGAGGGAGGGCCAGCAGCGUUCCAAGUGGAGGCAGAGGGCGCGAGGCAGGCGAGGCGAGGGUCUCUCUCGCGAGAGUUGGAGCGAGCAGCGGCGGAGGCAGCGCCCGGAGGCAGGCAGUUGGGCGCGCGGACGCUUGGGCUGUUCUUUCAUCGUCGCCAUGUCCUACUGCCGGCAAGAAGGAAAGGACAGAAUUAUAUUUGUGACCAAAGAGGACCAUGAAACACCAAGCAGCGCUGAACUGGUAGCAGAUGAUCCCAAUGAUCCUUAUGAAGACCAUGGUUUAAUAUUACCUAAUGGAGAUAUCAACUGGAAUUGUCCUUGCCUUGGUGGAAUGGCUAGUGGUCCUUGUGGAGAACAAUUCAAGUCAGCCUUUUCCUGUUUCCAUUAUAGUAAGGAGGAAAUAAAGGGAUCUGAUUGUGUGGACCAGUUUCGUGCAAUGCAAGAGUGUAUGCAGAGGUACCCAGAUCUGUACCCCCAAGAAGAUGAUGACGAUGAUAAAGAAGAAAAACAGAGCAAAGAUUUAGAAAGUACGCCUGCUGUAAGCAAAGGAGAAGAGGGAUCUAGCUAAUGAAGCUGCAUGGAGGCUGUGGUCUCCUUUCUAUAUUCAAAAGACCUGUGCAAAGAAUCUUCACCCCCUUCCCUUUUUCUUCUCCAUCCCUUUGGAUCCUUCAAAGAAUGCCCUUCAUAUCUAUUCCAUACACUAUCAUGUGAAAUAAAUUGCUGCAAAGGAAUGCACCUCAGUUGUACAGUCUCAGCAGGUAUUGUAGAGCAGUUGUUCCAUUGCAAAAACCAUCUGCAGAUAUCAGCGCUGUUCUAACCAUUAUUUUCUUCUCCGGUCACAUUGUUUGCAGCUUGGCUUAAAUGAGAAAAGUAAAGACGUGGCACCCGCACACAUGGGGAGGAAAUCUAUCAGGAAAGAUGAUAGAUUAAUUAAAUUAAAUUUGUGUUGGUUGUCUCUAAAUGUCUUCUGUGCUUUAAAAAAAUGGCAUUAAAUGCUUCCUCAAAACCAGGAAUAUUCAGAAACUGUUGAGAAUAUGUGCAACCAUUUCAUUUGGGUGCUUUAAUAUCUACAAAAUUUUGUAUAUGCUACUGAUUUCUGAAAAUGAUAAUAUGUUGUAGGAGGAGUGGGAUUAAUGUUAUAAGAAUAAUUUCCCCAUUUUAAACGAACUGUGUUGAUCAGUUUUCACAUAACUGAGUUGGUAGUUUAAAAAAAGCACUGACCACUGUGUACCUUAAUAUUCCGUUUUGUGGGGUCCCCUCUGUCCAUUCUAUAGACAGGUAGUUUAAAAUGGUGCCCUUCACAGGAAAAUUACAAUGUUACCUGGAGUAACAACGUCUGGAUAGUAAUUGUAACAUGAAUGUAUAUUAAAAACAAAAUCUUUCUACUUUG